Wyeomyia smithii (pitcher-plant mosquito) is the source of this 3546-nucleotide messenger RNA. RefSeq lists its product as uncharacterized. The record is from RefSeq and is a predicted model, not a curated record. Gene Ontology annotation, biological process: DNA integration. The coding region runs from base 1 to 3546 and encodes 1181 amino acids. Gene Ontology annotation, molecular function: nucleic acid binding. The transcript has a single exon. Lineage: Eukaryota; Metazoa; Arthropoda; Insecta; Diptera; Culicidae.
AUGAACCUACUGAUAUCGGCCUCGGGAGCAAGGGAAAAAAACCUGUUAAAAUCCGCACAAACGGUUGAAAAACUGUUACUUCCAAAACAAGCACUCAACGUCGAAGAAAUAGUUGAUAAAUAUAGUCAUCUCCGUGACCUGCCGAUUGCGUCAUAUACCGAUUGUCAUCCAGAUUUGCUAAUCGGUUUAAACAACCUACACUUAAUUGCGCCGAUCGAAGCCAGAAUUAGGGAUGCAGGUGAGCCGAUAGCUGUACGAUCGAAACUAGGGUGGUCCAUUUAUGGUCCCACGGCAAACGAGAUAACUGAAACGAAUGUCAUCGGGCACCACAGAGAAAUCAGCAACGAAGAUAUAUACAACAUGCUUAAAUCUCAGUAUCGGCUGGAAGAGUGUACGGCGAUAGUGGUACAGGAAACGCAGGAUGAGAAGAGAGCACGAGAGAUUUUGCAACGUACAACUGUGCGGAAAGGGAAUGGAUUCGAGACCGGGUUGCUGUGGAGAACGGACAAUCUUAACUUUCCGGACAGCCUUCCGAUGGCCCGUCGUAGGUUGAAACAAUUAGAGCAGCGAUUAGGAAAGUGUCCGGAACUAUAUAACAAGUUUCGACAAGAAGUCGAGCUGUACCAGCAAAAAGGGUACGCUCAUCUGGCAACUCCGAAAGAGCUGGCCGAAACUGAUCCUCGCAAGCGAUGGUAUCUUCCCUUGAAUGUUAUUCUUAAAGCGAAAAAGCCAGGCAGUAUUCGUCUUGUGUGGGAUGCCGCAGCUACAGUAAAUGGUGUAUCACUUAACAGCCAACUACUAAUGGGACCUGACAUGCUGACACCUUUAACAUCCGUGAUCAGCCUUUUUCGUGAACGUCGCGUUGCCUUUGGAGGAGACAUACGUGAAAUGUAUCACCAAAUAAAAAUUCGCGAAGCCGAUAAACAAUCGCAGCGAUUUCUACACAGGAAAAAUUUGCAUGACAAGGAACCCAGCGUUUACAUUAUGGAUGUUGCUACGUUUGGGUCUACUAGUUCUCCCUGUUCGGCCCAAUACGUCAAAAACCUAAAUGCGUCGGAAUUUUCAGCGGAGUAUCCAGAAGCAGCCACAGCUAUAAUAAACAAACAUUAUGUCGACGACUAUUUUGAUAGUGUUGACACUAUCGCAGAGGCUGUGAGGCGGGCCAAGGAAGUGCGUUUUAUUCACUCCAAAGCUGGUUUCGAAAUAAGAAACUGGGUCUCUAACUCUCCCGAAGUACUGCGGAGUCUGGGGGAACGAAAUCAGGUUGAAGCUGUCCAUUUCAACGUCGACAAAACCACAGAUAAUGAGCGAGUACUUGGAAUAGUCUGGAAUCCGACCUACGACACGUUCUCCUUUGCAACCGAUCAUCGGCUUCAGCUUCGACCGUAUCUCGACGGAACGCAACGACCAACAAAGCGGUUGGUUUUAAGCUGUGUGAUGGGAUUUUUUGAUCCGUUAGGACUACUGACUCCUUUCACUGUCCAUGGAAAAAUGCUCGUCCAAGAUCUCUGGCGCAAUGACUGUGGCUGGGAUGACGAAAUAGAGGACGAAUCUUUGCAUAAAUGGACGGGUCUAUUACCACAAGUGGAAGCCAUCCGCAUCCCUCGCUGUUACCUAGCGAAUGUUUCUUCUGCCGAAAUCGAUUCACUUCCGCUGCACAUCUUUAUGGAUGCAAGCGAGCAGGCGUUCGGAUGCGUGGCCUAUCUUAGGGUAGCAGUGCAUGGAAAAGUUAUGGCUCGUCUGGUGAUGUCACGCUCGAAGGUAGCGCCACUAAAACGGCAGUCAGUCCCGCGACUUGAGCUAAUGGCUGCAGUUUUGGGUUCACGACUGUCGUGCACGGUUAAAUCACAGCAUUAUCUGCCAAUUGGGAAACAGUUCCUUUGGUCAGACUCCCGGACGACGCUCAGUUGGAUCCGCUCCGAUCGAAUAAAAUACAAACAAUUUGUGGCGUUUCGCAUAGGGGAAAUUCGAGAAAACAGUAACGUCUCGGACUGGCGAUGGGUGUCAACUAAGAUUAAUAUCGCUGACGUCCUGACAAAGUGGGGACCGUUAGACUCAUCCAGUCCGUGGUUUAAUGGCCCAGCAUUUCUUCGCGAUCCAGAAAACCAGUGGCCGACAAUGGAAUUACCGGCUGUCGAUACCAGCGAAGAGAUGCGCGCUUGUCUACUGCACCAUUAUACGACACAUUCUGAACCAAUAGUCAACGUGGAUUCAACUAAUCGUUGGAUUCGUCUGUUGCGAAGUACAGCAAGCGCGAUCCGUUUUAUUAACAAUUGUCGCAGAAAAGCUAUCGGUCAACCGAUGGUAGUAUCGAAAGCAACACCGAAACAGGAAAAAUGGAUUUUAUGUAAGCACAAAUCAAUACAGCGACCACUUCAGCAAGACGAGUUACUAGCGGCCGAAAUGAUCCUAUGGAAGCAAGCUCAGCAUGAUGGUUUUUUGGAUGAGGUGAGAGCGUUGGAGAAAAAUUUAAACCUCAAGCCAGAUAGUAUUCCGGCGAAAAUUGAAAAGUCCAGUUCGAUCUACAAAAUGUGUCCCAUACUUGACACUGAAGGUGUUAUGCGCGUCGGAGGUAGACUGCAUCAGGCAAAAUUUGCUUCAUUUGACAUGCAGCAUCCCAUUAUACUCCCAAAGGGACAUGCGGUGACCGAUCGAUUGAUACUAUUCUAUCAUGAAAAAUUUGGUCAUGCUAAUCGUGAAACCGUAUGCAACGAAUUACGCCAACGAUUUUAUAUUCCCAAACUUCGAUCCGCGAUAAAACUAGCGGUGACAAAGUGUAUGUGGUGUCGCGUGCAUCGCUGCCAACCGCAGGCUCCGCUGAUGGCAUCUUUACCGGUACAACGGGUUACACCACAGCUUCACCCCUUUAGCUCAACGGGUAUAGACUACCAUGGUCCAGUAGAAGUGUUGGUAGGACGACGAUGGGAAAAAAGAUGGGUAGCCCUCUUUACCUGUCUGGCAGUGCGAGCGGUGCACUUAGAAGUUGUACAUAGUUUAAAUACCCAGUCAUGCUUAAUGGCUAUUAACAGAUUCAUCAACGAUCGAGGUGCACCAGAUGAAUUUUUUUCCGACAACGGCACUAAUUUCAAAGGUGCAAGUAAUGAGUUAAAAACAAUCAGGCAAAUUAAUCAACAAGCUGCAGAAAAUGUAACAACUUCUGCAACCAAAUGGCACUUUAUUCCCCCUAGCUCUCCCCAUAUGGGCGGCGUGUGGGAACGCAUGGUGCGAUCAGUGAAAGCAAUGCUGUUUGCGUUAGAUGAUGGGCGGAAAUUAACAGAUGAAAUACUUCUCACUUCUUUGUCUGCGGCUAAGGAUAUGAUCAAUACCCGUCUUUUAGUCUAUCUGCCGCAAGACUCAGCUGAAGCCGUAGCGAUUACACCUAACCAUUUUCUCCGCGGAACUAUGAAAGAAGCCGAUUAUAUGGUUGAUAAUCCUGUGGACCUAGCAGAAGCGAUACAAAAUGCCUACAAGCGAUCACAGUACCUGGCUGAUCGGAUGUGGACUCGCUGGAUAAAAGAGUACCUACCGACACUAAACAAAAGUUAA